Messenger RNA from Teleopsis dalmanni, 2260 nucleotides. RefSeq names its product mitoguardin (gene Miga). NCBI's taxonomy places the organism in Eukaryota, Metazoa, Arthropoda, Insecta, Diptera, Diopsidae. The transcript has 4 exons. Gene Ontology annotation, biological process: mitochondrial fusion. The record is from RefSeq and is a predicted model, not a curated record. The coding region runs from base 508 to 2091 and encodes 527 amino acids.
UCGUUCAUGUAAAUCGCAUUUAGACUUCUUUACGGUAGUUAAGUAAUCGUUUAUUUUUUAACACUAUUUAAAUUGUGAUGCAAUAGAAAAUCAAAGUGAAAGCGAAAUAAUUCAGUCAGUGCGGAUUAUGUUUGAAUACUAAUAACAUUUUAACAAAUUUGGUAUGUUAAGUCGAAAAUAUUGAAAACAACAACGGAAUAAUACAUUUAUAGAACAAUAAAUUAAAAAGUACUAUAAUGUACUGGCUUUAAUAUUUUGUGGUUAUGGAACUGUUUUUCCCUACCACUUUAGAGGAGCAUUGGUGAACUUCGAUCUAUAAAACACACACACUGCAUAGCCGGCAUUGGAUUUUUAAAUUGAUUAAAAUAAAUCAUUUGUACUUCAAUUAAAUGUACGAUUUCAACGACAAGUAAAUAUCAAAUUUCAGUCUCAACUGGUAUGCAUGAAGAGCACAACAAAAAUAAGCACUUUAAGGUUAACUACAAUAAAUAAAACAAAAAAAUACAAAUGUCUGGCUUACUACCAAAAAGAUGGGCAGAUUUUCACAUAUUGCCACUUCGCAUGUCCACAUCACAAAAAGUUGUAAUAUUUUCGAUAACUGCGGGCGUCGCACUGCUCGGAGUAUUGGCAAGAUUUUUACGAAGGCGGAAACCACCACGGCCACUUCGUCGUGCACGUCGAUACACUGGUCGACGCACUCGAAAUAGCAUGAGAAGUCCCAAUGAUAUGAUAUCAGUUGCUGGUUCUAAAGCCUCUGCACGUUCUGGUAGUCCAGUAGGGUCAACUGUUGCAUAUUCAGAUCGGCUAUCUUUAGCGUCUGGCUCGAUUGGUCCAGGUGCACUUGCAACUAUCGCACAUGGACAAUUACAAACAACAGUUUCACAAUUAACCGCUCAACAAUUGGGUGUUAUGGGCAUGGAAGCACUUGAUACAGUUAUUAAUUAUUGGGAGGAUGCUUUAGCUGCACAUUAUUCUCCAGGUGGGGUACAAGCUUUACUUACUACGUCUGAGGAAUCGGAGUUUUGUCGAGAAAUACAAAAUUUGCUUGAUAUGGCCUACACACUACAAGACCAAAGUGAAUUACUCUUCUUAGAUCAGAGAUCUGUUUUGUUUCGUGAUGAACAUUCUAUAGAUGAAGCUGGUGAAGACGGUAUUUCAGCUUUGGAACUUAUUGCAGAGGAAGACAAAUUGUCACACAGAUCAACAUUUAGUCGCACAGGUUCCGAUCCAAAUUUCGAUUCAGCUGAAAGUUUUGCUUCAGCUUUAGAUCAGGUAGCUGAUCUGCGUGAAUUCGAUGAAUUCGUUGAAGCUACAUAUGAACAAUAUCCGCUUUAUCAAGCAGCACUUAAACACCAUGAAGAAUCCCCCAUUCCAUGUCGUACAAUACGUACGGAACUAGUUAACUGUGGCAGUGACACAGAAUACUUAGUAAAAUUGCAUUGUGUGCGAUUAGGAUUUCAAUAUUUAUUUAAAGACCCUACUGUUGGACAAUGGAUAUGCGAUACUGGACGACAAAUUCUCACAGAUCUUCUUUGUUUGGGUGACAAAGAUAGUAAAGAAUUUCUUGUGGGUUAUGAAGAUUUAAUUAAUUAUUUACAAGUUCCUGCAAAUUGGGACUAUAUACAAAAAGAACUAGAAGCUCGUAAUGUGAAAGCGAUGACAUUUUAUGAUAUUUGUUUAGAUUUUAUAAUACUUGACUCAUUUCGAGACUUAGAUGCGCCGCCAGCUAGUGUUACAGCAGUAGUACAAAACAGAUUUUUAUCUAAUGGGUUCAAAGAAACAGCAUUAACUACUGCUGUUUGGUCCGUCUUGAAAGCCAAAAAACGUCUACUUAAAUUUCCAAAUGGAUUCAUGUCACACUUCUAUGUUAUUUCAGAGCAAAUAUCACCGCUUAUGGCUUGGGGUUUUUUUGGUCCAGAUGAAAAUUUACGUGAUGUCUGCCAUUAUUUUCGCGAUGAACUAUUAGGAUUUUUAUCUGAUAUAUUUAGUUUUCAAAAAACCAGAUAUACUUCAGUUGAGGAAUUUGCUGAAGAUAUACUUGACCAUAUGAAGAGCCGUGUAAAUAACAUUGGGGUAAAGUUUAGUCAAUAAACACUAAUAUAUAAACUAUAAAUACAAUAUGGAAAAAAACUCAAAACAAUGUUUAUAGGAUAUAUUACUUAUUACGUUAUAAAAAAAAUAAACUGAACAUUUUAAAUGAUAUUAGGAGUUUAUAGAAUAUGACAAUUUAUGCAAAUGUAAAUACAUUUAUUGAUAUUUU